UCCUGUCUGGGAAUGGCUCUGGAAAAUGUUUUGCUUGCUAAUCCCAAUAUGGGCUGGUGUUAUGGAUCCGAAUGACUCGAAAGGGCAACCAUCCCCGGGGGAGAAGUUGCUGACCCGAAAAACCCUCGACAGCCAGUUAUCAUUAGUGUUGACUCCGAGUCAACUCGCCCCCAGGGACCCCAAGUUUAAUUGCGAACUCCUGUAAUCUUGCUGCCAUGGAGUUGUGUUGCUUUAAUUGGAUCGUCCGACUGCAUAUCAGCAG
Molecule: messenger RNA, 262 nt
Organism: Aspergillus welwitschiae
Lineage: Eukaryota; Fungi; Ascomycota; Eurotiomycetes; Eurotiales; Aspergillaceae
Exons: 1
Coding region: 26-205 (59 amino acids)
Source: RefSeq, a predicted model, not a curated record